AUGAAGACGUUCGCUCUCUUCUGGCUACUGCCCAAGCUUAGUUUGUGCCAAACUACUACCACUGCUGCACUUAGCCCAUGGCAAACCGGCGUGGUCACUAUUGAUGGUACUUGUGGAGGGGUUGAAAAUUUCGUUUGCUCUCCUACGUGGGGAGCUUGCUGUAGCAAAGAUGGUAUCUGCGGUCGCUCAAGUAAAUUUUGUGAUGUUGGCUGUCAGCCCGCAUACGGCAACUGUUUGGUACCUGAACCUGCGCCACCAACACCUCCCGGUCCAGGAUCCAUUUCUCCCGAUGGAUCAUGUUCUGGGAUAAACAAGUACAACUGUACCGGUUACGUAGGAGGAAGCUGUUGUUCUGCUAGUAACUUUUGCGGGGAUAGCGCAGCUCACUGCGGAGGAGGAUGCCAAUCUGGAUUUGGAAACUGCACGACUACUGACACCAAUAUUUCCACUGACGGAUCUUGCGGUUCCAAUCAAAAGUCAUGCAAAGGUAGUGGCUUAGGGGCUUGCUGCAGUGUUGCCAACUACUGUGGUGAUACCGCUGGCCAUUGUGGGUCUGGAUGCCAGCCUGGCUUUGGAAAUUGCACUACUCUCCCAAACAACAUUUCUACUGAUGGAGCAUGUGGUAAAAAUGGCAAGAUAUGUACUGGUAGUAGCUACGGAGCAUGUCAAUCUAGUUUCGGAAACUGCACCGGUAGUGCAGAUAUCUCCACAGACGGCUCUUGUGGCAAGAAUGGCAAGAAAUGUACCGGAUCAUCUUAUGGAACUUGCUGCUCUGCAAGCGGAUUCUGUGGAACUACAGAUGCCUUCUGUAGUAGCGCCUCUGGAUGUCAAUCAGGCUUUGGUACGUGCUCUGGAGCUACUGAUGUAUCAACUGAUGGAGCUUGCGGAACCAAGAACGGCAAGAAAUGUUCUGGGUCAAACUUCGGUGCUUGCUGUUCCGCCAGUGGAUUCUGUGGUGCCGGUACAGCCUUCUGCGAUUCCUCUUCAGGAUGUCAAGCCGGUUUCGGAAACUGUACGGUGGCCUCUGGAGUUUCCACUGACGGUGCAUGUGGUGGAACAGGCAAAAGGUCCUGUAAAGGUUCAGCCUUCGGAGAUUGUUGUUCGAAAAGCGGAUUUUGCGGAGCUACCUCUACAUUCUGUGACGCUGCUCAAGGAUGUCAAGCUGGUUUCGGCAGCUGUACUGCUUCUACGAGUAAUAUCUCGACCGACGGAUCAUGCGGAAAGAAUGGAAAGACGUGCAAGGGUUCUACAUAUGGUGACUGUUGCUCAACAUCUGGAUUCUGCGGCACAGGUGAUGCUUUCUGCUCAGCAGCUCAAGGUUGUCAAGCAAACUUUGGUACAUGCACCGGUUCAGACAACAUUAGUACCGAUGGAUCCUGCGGAAAAAACGGAAAGACGUGCAAGGGUUCAACUUAUGGCGACUGUUGCUCCGCCAGCGGCUUCUGCGGCAUAGGUGAUAAUUUCUGUGCGGCUGCUCAAGGGUGUAACGCUGAAUUUGGAACAUGUCUUGGGCCGAACAAUGUUUCCACAGACGGCGCAUGUGGUAAAAAUGGAAAGACGUGUAAGGGGUCGACCUUCGGCGAAGUAAAGAUCUUUCUCUUUGUUAUCUUCUUGAACCUGGAUCGUCCUAUGCUGGCUCUAGAUGUUGCUCAGUGCAGAAUUUUUGUGGAGCAACAACUGAUCACUGCAGUGCUGGCUGCCAAAGUGCCUUCGGCACCUGUAACGCUGGAUCGGGAAGCAUUUCUACAGACGGCAGUUGUGGCAAGAACGGGAAGACAUGCAAAGGAAGCAAGCCAGGAGAUUGUUGUAGUGCCAGCGGCUUUUGUGGUACGGGGAAGGAUUUCUGUGACGCCGGAUGUCAAACCAACUUCGGACUUUGUUCUGGGAGUAUCUCAACUGAUGGUGCCUGCGGAAAGAACGGGAAGACGUGUAGAGGGAGUGCUAAAGGAGAUUGCUGUUCUUCCUCUGGUUUUUGGUUCGUCCAUCCCCCCCAAAUUUAUCUCUGGCGGUACUGGAAAAGAUUUCUGCGACGCCGGCUGUCAGUCCGCGUUCGGCACAUGUUCUACAGCUUCUUCUACCAUUUCUACAGAUGGUGUUUGUGGAACCAAGAACUCGAAAACGUGUGUAGGAAGUACCUUUGGAAACUGCUGUUCUACAACCGGAUCCUGUGGGAGCACCACCGCACAUUGCGGUGUCGGAUGCCAGAAAGGAUCUUCAAGCGCUUGUCUUACAACUAACAUCCCUACCGUCGAUGGAUCAUGUGGCUCCAAGAGCAAUGGGUUGACCUGCGCUGGAGGCGACUUUAACGGACAAUGCUGUAGCGAGUUUGGUUAUUGCGGCGCAACGGCUACACAUUGCGGAACCGGAUGCCAGAAGGGGUUCGGAAAGUGUACCUGA
Glarea lozoyensis ATCC 20868 is the source of this 2397-nucleotide messenger RNA. Its product is annotated as Plant lectins/antimicrobial peptide. NCBI's taxonomy places the organism in Eukaryota, Fungi, Ascomycota, Leotiomycetes, Helotiales, Helotiaceae. Gene Ontology annotation, molecular function: chitin binding. The record is from RefSeq and is a predicted model, not a curated record. The coding region runs from base 1 to 2397 and encodes 798 amino acids. The transcript is spliced from 21 exons.